AUGGCAAACACAGCAUACGCCAUCUUCCUGGAAACCAGCUGCAUUCUAGGAAUCGUCGGCACCAUCAUCGGCGUCGGCGCCAACAUCAUAAACAUCAUCAUCUUCAACAAGCAAGGCUUUAAGGACGCAACCAGCAUCACGCUGACCGCCUUGUCGGUGGGCGACAUGGGGAUGUUACUGACUGGGUUGGUGUACAACCUGCUCAUUAACCCCUGGUUGGCCAUGGCUGACGUCACCAACGAGCUGGACUACGUACUGGACCUACUGUCCCUGUUCCCCCAGUACUACUUCACCAAAGUCUGCGGGGUUGUCGCCGCCUUCUCGGCGUUAGAAAAAUGCAUGUGCGUUGUGUUUCCUUUACACGUGAAACAGUUCAUCACGCGUCGAAUCGCCAUCACUGUAAACAUCGGCGCCUACAUCUUCAUGCUUUCCGGGAUUAUCCCAUUGUAUAACAAUCUAUAUUUAGAAUGGGAAUUCUCCCCUUUUAGAAAUAGAUCUCUGAUAACACUCGAGGUCCGUGAUUUCGCUCACAUAGACGAAUUCAUAACCCUCAUCUACUCAACAGAUCUAAGUAUUUUAUAUCUGAGUUUACUUUGUAUUUUUACAUGUAACAUCAUCAUCGCCGUCAAACUAAGACUACAAUCCAAAUGGAAAAGAUCGUUCCGUUCUACGGGUCAGCAUUUCAUCAGAGCCGACUCUAAGCAGAAGAAGAAGAUUCUGAUGAUGCUCUUCACGACCUCCAUCUUCUUCCUGUUCUGUCUCUUCCCCAAGUCGGCCGCCUACACCAGCAUUUUCAUGACAGCCAACUACCGCAGCAAGGACGUCGCUGUGGCCUUCUACCUCGUGUCGUCCUUGACAGAGUCAGCCAAUUCAAGCCUGACCAGCCUGUUCUACUACUCCAUGAGCUCCAACUACAAGAAGUCUCUGCUGGAAGUCUUCAGCUGCUUCAGGGGAAGCUCGCUGGGAACACAGGAGAAAAACCAGUGCUAG
Physella acuta is the source of this 990-nucleotide messenger RNA. RefSeq lists its product as uncharacterized. Lineage: Eukaryota; Metazoa; Mollusca; Gastropoda; Physidae. The record is from RefSeq and is a predicted model, not a curated record. Gene Ontology annotation, cellular component: membrane. Gene Ontology annotation, biological process: G protein-coupled receptor signaling pathway. Gene Ontology annotation, molecular function: G protein-coupled receptor activity.